Messenger RNA from Entrophospora sp. SA101, 666 nucleotides. The record is from the annotation of a GenBank genome assembly. NCBI's taxonomy places the organism in Eukaryota, Fungi, Glomeromycota, Glomeromycetes, Entrophosporales, Entrophosporaceae.
AUGCCAAAACACGAGGCUUUAACACCAAAAGCUAUAGCUAAUAGAAUUAAGGCUAAAGGUCUUCAAAAAUUAAAAUGGUACUGUCAAAUGUGUCAAAAACAAUGUAGAGAUGAAAAUGGUUAUCAGUGUCAUAUUCGUUCUGAAUCACAUCUUCGUCAAAUGGAUCUGUUAAAAGAGUCUCCUACGACAUAUAUGCAAGGAUAUUCUAAAACAUUUUUAGAUGAUUUUAUUAAAUUACUUUCUAGAAGAUGGGGCACUAAAAGAGUUUAUGCAAACCUUGUUUAUCAAGAAUAUAUUUCAGAUAGACAUCAUGUGCACAUGAAUGGUACCAUGUGGGAAACUUUAACAGAUUUUGUUAUAUACCUUGGAAAAGAGGGGAUUUGUACAGUUGAUGAAACACCCAAAGGUUGGUUUAUUAGUUGGGAGGCAAUUUUGAAAAAAGAACGAGCAGAAAAAAGUGAAGAAGAAAGGACACGAAAAUUAAUUGAAGAACAAAUCGAACGAGCACAUAAAAAGGUUAAAGUAGAUGUAGACGAAGAGAAAAACUUCACUGAGCUUAAACGUGAAAAUGAACAAGAAAAAAUUAAAUUAAAUAUUUCACUUAAACCAAAACCUGAUAUUUCGAAAUUAAAAUCAAAUCAACUUCUAAAAAUUAAGAAGAUGUAG